Molecule: messenger RNA, 862 nt
Organism: Saccostrea cuccullata (small rock oyster)
Lineage: Eukaryota; Metazoa; Mollusca; Bivalvia; Ostreida; Ostreidae
Exons: 4
Coding region: 70-738 (222 amino acids)
Source: RefSeq, a predicted model, not a curated record
UCAAAUAAGGCCUUGACCUAUUUUAAGGAGACCUAAACGAAAGCUGGCGGUUUGUUUAAAACUGGCGCAAUGGACACGUUUAAAAAGCACCUUCCAUGGAAUUUCGGAAAACGGUAUAAUAUUAUUGAAGGGAAAGAAAACUCUUAUUGUAAUACACCAAAUUCAAAGAUAAACCACACAGUAGAAAAUGACGAUGAAGUUCAGCCCAGAAGACUUAGGCGCAAUACAAGCUUGACAAAAUCUGUGAGGGAUGUUGUUGGAACAUUACGGCAGAAAAUCAAAACAUCAACAAAGCGAAGAAUGAGAUUUAAGGACCAUAAUGAGAUUGCUUCACCUACUCAAUCAAAGAUCACAAAGCAGAAAAAGAGCAAAUGUUUUUCCAGAAUUCCAACAACGCCUAAAAGUAUGAAGAACACAAUUGUUUACAGAGAAGUGAAAUUGUAUUCUCCAUUUCAAAUUGAAACCCCACCAGCAAAAACACCCCCCGGAAUCAGGACAUCAACACGAACUCGAGUACAAUUUCAUCAGAUGGAGACUCCAACUAGACUGAGGAGAGAAGUGGAAUCUCUUACAGCUAACAUGCAAGCUCUAGCCACACUUACACCAAAUGACUUACAACAACGAACAACAAGACAACGUGGCAAGUCUCCAUUAACCAAUGGAAGUUUUCAGCGGACAGGAAUUAGGACAAGCUUGAGGAUACAGAAUCGACAGAGGAUGGAGACCAAUUUCCUGUAACUGUCUUGUUCUAACAUUGGAGGAAAACAUCUCGCUAUACAUUGCAUGCCUCUGCUUUAUAUAUUUAACAGUAUUACUAUUGUGGAAUAUGAAAUAUUGCAUGUAUUUCCAUAUUUAUUCAAUU